Molecule: messenger RNA, 4686 nt
Organism: Cherax quadricarinatus
Lineage: Eukaryota; Metazoa; Arthropoda; Malacostraca; Decapoda; Parastacidae
Source: RefSeq, a predicted model, not a curated record
UUUCACUUGCAGCCAACAUUGCAGCAGCAUUAACUGGCCUGGUGUGGUUCUUCACAUACGUGCCAUACAUGUUCCUGCGACCACGUUAUGCCACCCUUACACUCACCAACAAGAUUAUACUUUGCCUUCUCUCCAAUACUGCAAUGAGUCUUGGAUGCCAGCUGACUUCCAUGUUUGAAGGUACUGGCUCAGGCAUACAGUGGAAUCUGCUCUUCACUGGGGUGUCUCCUGAUGAUUCCUUUACCUUGGCUCAUGUGUUUGGUAUGCUCAUCUUGGACAGCAUAAUCUUCUCACUGUUGACGUGGUAUAUUGAAGCUGUGUGGCCAGGAGAGUUUGGGGUUCCACAACCCUGGUAUUUUCCAUUUACAAGAAGUUACUGGCUUGGGAGACAUGCAGACAAUGUACAUCAUAUUGUAAUGAACCCCGCUGCACAGAAUUCUGGAUUCUUUGAGGAGGAACCACAUGGAAAACAUGCUGGUGUGCAAGUUGAAGGUCUUACCAAGGUCUUCACACCUACUAAUAAGAUUGCAGUAAACAACAUGUUCCUGAAUAUGUAUGAUGGCCAGAUAACUGUGUUGUUGGGCCAUAAUGGAGCUGGCAAGACAACGACAAUGUCCAUGUUAACAGGUCUCUACCCACCAACAUCUGGCACAGCAUAUGUUGGAGGAUAUGACAUAGUAAAAGAGAUGGGGGCAGUGCGACAUUCUUUAGGAUUAUGUCCACAGCAUGAUGUUUUGUUUGAUGAGCUGACAGUUGCUGAACACAUUCAGUUCUUUAGUAAGUUGAAAGGACUGUCUAGUAAUAAAGUGGAGGCUGAGGUGAACAACAUAAUUGAGAAGCUUAAACUGGACAACAAGAAACACGCCAUGUCAAAAACCUUGUCUGGAGGAAUGAAACGAAAACUUUCCGUUGGUAUUGCACUUUGUGGUGGAAGUCGUGUUGUCUUCCUGGAUGAACCCACAUCGGGCAUGGAUCCAGGUGCACGCCGACUUAUCUGGGAUUUACUUCAGGAAGAAAGAUCUGGGCGUACUAUACUUCUCACAACACACUUCAUGGAAGAAGCUGAUCUCCUUGGAGAUCGAAUUGCCAUAAUGGCUAAUGGUGUUGUUCAGUGCUGUGGUUCAUCCUUGUUUUUAAAGAGGCGUUAUGGUGCUGGGUAUCAUCUCAUUUUAGUUAAGGAGAAGGGAUGUGAUGUUCAUGCAAUUACUGAUGUGUUAAAGGCUCACAUUCCUGAUGUUGAACUGGACCAGAAUGUUGGAGCAGAGCUCUCCUAUGUACUUCCAAAUGCUGAUGUGGCAAAAUUUGAAAAUUUAUUCCUUCAUCUUGAAAAGCAGAAAAAAGACCUGAAAAUUUCCAGUUUUGGUGCAUCUCAGACUACUAUGGAUGAAGUCUUUUUGAAAGUUGGUAAAACAAGUGAUUCAGAAAUCAGUGGUCACCUGCACAAAGUUGUUGCAUCAACACCAAGCAAGAAGAGCAAAGCUAACGGAACACUACCAGUACAUGUUGUAGGUCAUGAGAAUGGACUCUUACUUGACAUUGAGCAAGGUGACCAAGUACUAGUAGAAGAGAAUGAUAUGCAACACAAUCAAGGGAGAGUGACAGCCACUUGGUUUAAUGCAGCCAUUCAGCGUGUCACACUUGUCAUUGAAAAUGCCAAGGGUGCAGUGUCUAACCAGCUACAGUCAUCAACACCACGACGUGUUCCACUUCAGAGAAACAUCGGAUGUUUUCUUCUCAUGCAGCAGUUCAGGGCAAUGCUUGUCAAAAAGAUCCUCUACACAUUUAGAAACAUACUUCUGACUCUAGCCCAGAAUAUCAUCCCAAUUGCUUUCUUAAUUCUGGCUUUAGUUGUUGUCCAAACUCUGCCUGGAGUCAAUGAUUCACCACCUCACUUUCAGUUUUCUCUUGAUAAAUUUGAUGGAACUGUUACCACCUUACAAGUUCUUGAAUCAAAUAAUUAUACCCAAGAUUUAGAGCAAGCUUUUGAGAAGAGUUUGUGUGGGCAUAACAAGAAACUAGUAAUCCAGCCAGAUACUAAUUUCUCAACAUUCAUCCUAAAUCAGGCCAGCAGUGAUCUUCCAUCUUUCAACCAGCACUGGAUGGUUGGUCUUCAGAUUGAAGGUACUGAAGAUGGAGCUAACAUCUUAGCACUUUUCAACAACCAGCCAUUUCACACUCCACCAUUAGCUUUGACCAUGGCAGACAACGCAGUAUUACGAGUUAUGACAGGCAAGAAGAAUGUCACUGUUUCAACGGUUAAUCAUCCUUUACCUAGGACUGAUAUAGAAAAGUUGACACAAGACCAGCGGCAGAAUCUAGGUUUUCAAAUUGGCUUUAAUUUGGCCUUUGGGAUGUCCUUCUUAGCAGCUUCAUUUGUCAUUUUUGUCAUCCAAGAACACAGUACUAAAGCAAAACAUCUUCAGUUUGUAUCUGGUGUAAAUUUCGUCACCUACUGGACCGCAUCGGCACUGUGGGACUUCAUCUUGUUUAUAAUUCCUUGUUGUUUAUGUCUUCUGUGUCUCUUUUUGUUUGGUCUGAAGGGUUUAAGUGAAGGAGAGCAACUGGCAAGAAUCCUGCUGAUAUUUGUUCACUAUGUCUGGGUGACCUUGCCUCUGAUGUAUCUCUGCUCAUUCUUCUUCACUGUGCCAUCAGCUGGAUUUACUAGGAUGAUUAUCAUAAAUAUAAUUUCUGGCAUGGCUACUGUCAUCACAGUGACCAUCCUUCGCAUACCAGACCUGCAACUUGGCCAUGUAGCAAAUUUACUGGACUGGAUUUUUCUUCUCUUCCCAUCAUAUGCUAUGGCUACUGCUAUUACUGAAGUCUAUAGUAAUUUUAGAUCUACAGAAAUAUGCAACCGCUCAGCUGUCAGUUUAAUAUGCUCCUUGGGUAUUGCUCCAAACCCUUGUUGUAGAGAAGCUGACAAAUGUGGCACCUUUGGUUGUGUGAGCUGGAAUGAAGAUUUUCUGGCCUGGGAAAAGCUUGGCAUUGGCAGGAUGUUGGUCUUCAUGGGUGUGGAAGGAAUUGUGUUCUACCUCAUGAUUGCCUUGACUGAAAUGAAGUUUUUUCACAGAAUAAGAUACUCAGUAUCUAGAAUCUGGCACAAAGUGGCCAUUAAACCCAUAAAAGAUGUGGAGUUUGAGGCUGCCUCUCAGGUGGUUGAAGACGAAGAUGUCAAAGCUGAACAUUUGCGUAUCCAUAAUACUCCUGUGCAACAACUUCAAGAUACUGAUAAGCUCAUUUUUGUUGAUCUGUGUAAAACAUACGAUGGAGACUUGAUGGCAGUGAAUCACCUCAAUCUUGGGGUACCUUUAGGCGAGUGUUUUGGACUUCUUGGAAUCAAUGGAGCGGGCAAAACCACAACAUUCAAGAUGCUUACUGGGGACCUCCCAGUGUCCUCUGGUAAUGCAUUUGUGAAUGGUUACAGCAUCAGAACUGAUCUGAAGAAGUCUGGAAUGAAUUAUGGCCGAAACUCGGGGUACCACUGUAUGUCUGUUUCAAAAUUACCACUUAUAGUUUUGGUUAUAUUUUCUGAUUUCUUUGGUUAUUAUUUCUUGUCAAGUGGAGGAAACAAGCGCAAGCUAAGCACUGGUGUGGCUCUGAUAGGUGAUCCUCCACUUGUGCUACUUGAUGAACCUUCAUCAGGAAUGGAUCCUGUAGCACGAAGAUUACUCUGGGAUGUCCUGGCAUCUGUUCGGGAUUCUGGCAGGAGCAUUAUACUCACUUCUCAUAGCAUGGAAGAGUGUGAGGCGCUCUGCACUCGUCUGGCCAUCAUGGUCAAUGGCAAGUUUUGCUGUUUAGGCUCACCACAGCACUUGAAGAGCAAGUUCAGUGAUGGAUACUCCGUCAACAUCAGGGUUCAUAUGUCCAGUUCUGAAGAUGGUCAAGACCCCAGCCUUACAGAGAUGCCACCAGAAAUGCUGAUUGUUAAACAGUUUAUUGAUAAAAACUUCCCAGCAAAUAGCUUGCGAGAAAUGCAGUGGGGCCGGAUGGAAUAUUUCAUCCCUAUUGAGGGGUUCACGUGGUCAUCAGUGUUUGGCACCAUAGAAAGAAAUCAUCAUGAGUUGCCAAUUGAUGAUUAUUCUGUUACCCAGACCACACUUGAAAGGGUUUUCUUAUCCUUCACACGUGGACAGAGACCUGAUAAGAAUGACAACAGAUAAAGGAUAAAUGUAAUUUAAUUUAAUUUAAAAAAAUAGUGUAAAUUUGGAAAAAUUAUAGUAAAAAAAAAAGUCAGAAUAUAACCUGUCAGUAAUGCUGUACAUUUAAAGUAUUGAACUUAGUUUUAAUAGUGACAGACUAAGAAAUUAACAAUUCUCUGAAUAUUAAUUUCAACUGAUACUAGUCAUGAAAUGGAAUUUACAAUAUAGGGAACUUGAGGUUUGGCUGAAUAUAUUAAACUAUUUUUGAAAAACCUAAAGGUAUCCAUUAGUGGUCUUAGUAAUAUGUUCUCUCAUGUGAUGUGCAGUGCUUAAAAUAUACGUAUACUCGAGUGUAGAUCAAGGUUUUUAAGACCAAAUAUUUUAUAAAAAACUAGAGGUAGACCUCUUCAUUAGUAAUUCUUUUGAGAGGUUGAAAUCUCUACAUAUUAAGGGCCUAUCACACUAAAUUCCUACUUUUUUGGUACGUUGAAAGCAAAAACCACACUUGGUAACCAUAUUUGACCUUAAAUAUAUAUAAAACAAAUAA